ACUCCACACACGAUAAAAAGACGAGGAAGAGGGUAGAGGUGAGGAGAUCGCGUGCAAACAGAUACAGGGGAAGAGCCUCCUUGAGCACCACAGGAGAUGGCUCACCUCUCCUCUUCCCUCCUCCUCCUCGUGGCUGCUUCGGCCGUCAUGAUCCUCACCGUCGCACCCCAGGCGGACGCCCGCCGUCACAAGCCCCACCGCUUCAGCCUCCACCACCAAAACCUCGGCAGCAGCCUGCCUUUCCUGGGCGUCCAGAUCAACGGCCUCUGCAGGUCCACCGACUACCCGGACGUCUGCAUAUCGGCUCUGAGCUCGUCCCCAUUGGGCCCCUUGAGCCCAGCGACGGCCAUCAUCAGCACCAUCCGAGCCAUCGACCUCAAGGCCAAGGUGGCGCGCGGUGUCUCCCUGCAGCUGGCCGCCCGUGCCACGGACAGAAUGACGCGAGAGAACCUGAAGAACUGCGCCGAGAUGUACGCCGAUGUGUCAUUCAACCUGGCGAAGUCGUUGGCGAACGUGAGGUCCAGGGACCGCAACGUCCUCAACGUCAACCUCAGCGCUGUUAUUGACGACUUCGAGACAUGUAACGACGGGUUCGUGGAGAAUGGCACCAGGUCGCCCCUUGCUGCCCAAAAUGAUGUGAUGAGGAAGAUGGCUAGCAACGGCUUGGCCCUGGCUGAGAAGUUGAAGUGAACGGAAACUAAAAGGGGAGCAGAUCCCGUGGUCUGCCGAAUCACGUUCUUAAAUGGAUCUGACGUCUGUGACUUCUGAUGUUGCCGUCGCCUGCGUUGGGUAGGACCCAUCAUAAAACCAUAUGUUACCAACGCUGGUAAUGGCCAACGGUGAUCGCCCAUCACUGGAAUGGACGGCGGAGAUUCCGGAUCCGUUUGAGAAUGUGAGUUGGCGGAUUGCAUGAUCUGCUCGCAAGAACGGUGCAAGUACUUUUCCUUUUAAUUUCUUGUUAGAUUAAUAAAGAUGUGUGCGGGUUGUGGGGGUUGUGGUGUUUGAUAUAAAUGGGGUCUGGUCCCUUGAAGGACCCUUUGUUU
Nymphaea colorata (pocket water lily) is the source of this 1043-nucleotide messenger RNA. Its product is annotated as putative invertase inhibitor. Bases 97 to 690 code for a protein of 197 amino acids. Lineage: Eukaryota; Viridiplantae; Streptophyta; Magnoliopsida; Nymphaeales; Nymphaeaceae. The record is from RefSeq and is a predicted model, not a curated record. Gene Ontology annotation, biological process: negative regulation of catalytic activity. The transcript has a single exon. Gene Ontology annotation, molecular function: enzyme inhibitor activity.